AAGUUUGCCCCACCCCAGAGCUUCAAGCCAGGACAAGAUAGAUUCCUUCUUACAACUACACAGACAGAUGAGUUUAAGCUUGUGACAGACUUACAACGAAGCACUCUGAAUUGCUGCAAAAUAUCUGCAGAUUUUACCUUUGCAGACUUUCAGGUACAAUGAAUUGGGGUUUUCUUCAAGGCCUCCUCAGCGGGGUGAAUAAAUACUCGACGGGGUUCGGUCGGAUAUGGUUGUCCGUCGUCUUCCUCUUCCGAGUGAUGGUUUAUGUGGUCGCAGCAGAAAAAGUCUGGGGUGAUGACCAAAGAGACUUUGAGUGCAACACCAAGCAGCCUGGCUGUGAAAAUGUCUGCUUUGACCACUACUUCCCAGUCUCGCACAUCCGACUGUGGGCUCUCCAGCUGAUAUUUGUCUCCACUCCAUCCCUGUUGGUGGUCAUGCAUGUAGCUUACAGAGAAGAAAGGGAGAGGAAGAACAAGAAGAAGCAUGGUGAGAACUGUCGUAGUCUUUACCCAGACACAGGGAAGAAGAAAGGAGGACUGUGGUGGACUUACAUAAUCAGCCUUGUGUGUAAAGCAGCAAUUGAUAUGGGGUUCCUGUACAUACUUCAUAACAUCUAUGAAAACUUUGACUUGCCUCGUCUUGUUAAAUGUAAACUAGAUCCUUGCCCCAAUACCGUUGAUUGCUUCAUUGCCAGACCCACUGAGAAAAGGAUCUUCACUAUAUUUAUGGUUGUUACAUCAGGCAUCUGUGUUCUCUUAAACAUUUCCGAAUUUCUGUACCUUGUAAGUAAGAGAAUCAUAACUGAUUGCUGUAAGGCAGGAAGACGACGACACACAAACCAUUUCACAAAAACUUCAAUGACCUUACUUGAAAAAUCAUCUGGUGCAACUUUCAUUUCAGGGACUAAACCUUACCCUGCAAACCAACGUCCAAACAUUGCCCUUCACUUGAAUUCAUAAAACAUCCACUAGAAUUCAGGUCCAAAAUUACUUUCAGUUGAAUAUGCAGAGCUAUUUAAACACUGGGAUCAGCAAUAGCGAUGAACAUUGUAUUUUUCUUCAUCCUAUACUUACUAGAGUUUAACAAACCUUGGCCUACCAUCUACUAACAAGCUGUAUAAUGAAGAUCAUAUCAUUUUGCUAUAAACUUGAGUUACUUGCAGUGGAUCUACACAUCUCACCUCCACUCCCUGCCCUCGGUCAAACGAAUGCACUGUGUCACUUUGCACUUUUGAUUAGCAAAUGGCUAUUUGAUAUCUGAUUAAAUUUGAUUGGCCAUAUUUGAGUCAGUAGGCUCAUAUUAAGAGCUUCCAAUAAUGUACAAUGUUGUAGAAAAUGGGCAGAGUAAGAAGGAAAAUUAAGCCAUACUAGAGCUAAUAAGCUUAGGGAAUAACUUACUAAUAAAGACCAUUUAGAUGAACAUUAUAACUGAAGCAAAAAAUAAUUGCCAAACAAUGAGCAUGUCAAACAAGAGUUAUUCCCCAUUAUUGCUAAGUGGUGUUAUCAUUAAGUGGUGUCGCUCAUCAUCAAUAUUCUGGGAGUUACCACUGACAAGGAAUUCAACUUUACGAACCACAUAAAUCCCAUGAUGACUGGAACAGGGCAAGGGCUGGUUAUUCUGUGCUCAAAGCCUUUUUAUCCACUACAAGGCAUAGGUCAGGUGCCUUAUGGAAUAAUCUCCAGUAGCCUGAAUGAAUGCAGCCACAGCAAGAGUCAAUAUCAACCAAGGCAAAGCAACCUGUUUAAGUGGCUGCUCAUUCAUCUUAUUAAAUACCUACCAUUUCUGCUCUGGCUCACCGUGGCUACAGUGGUCAUUACUAUCAAUUGUAGUAAAAAUUGUGGUAAAUCACACAUUCAUGCUUCUGUUUUUGAUUUAGGGGAUGCAAUGAUAAAAUUAUAACUGAUGGUAGAUUUAUUGAAGUGGAGAUUCUGAAUUAGAGAGUGAUCAGUUUGACUGACCUCACAACAUACUCUGAAAAUGCUGAAACCAACACCUGUACACAGUAAUUUACAGAAUAUCACUCAGCAAACUUUUCACGAUAUGACUUUCAUGCAGGCUCUUUCAUAGACAUUUCCACUCGUACACAUGGAUAGACAAUCAAUUCCUUUCUAUCACCAUCAAUUCUUCCUCCAGUUCUAAAGCUUUGUGAAGCAGCCUCUCAGGAGAUAGGUGCAUUGUUCUUUCAGGUUGAAUACAACCAUUUCUGGGUUUCUUGAAGCAUGCAAAAUUGCUUCCAGCUGCUAUUGUCAACUGUCACGACAAGCAACUGGUAGAGGUGCUCUUUACACAUAGUUAGCAAUCAUUUUUUUGCUAAGGCAGUAUGCAUUUGGCAAUAAUGUCAGUGCUAUCCCUAGCAAUAACCCACCCUAUUAUAAGAUUCUUGAGUGUGCCCCAGCCACCAUUUUCCAUGAGGAUCAGCGAACCUACCACUAACAAGGGAGAAACAAGCAGCUAUAGUCCUUAUGAAGGGUCUCAAACUGAAACAUCGACCAUCCCUCUGCUUCCACAUACGUUUCCUGGCCCACUGAGUUCCUCCUGCACUUUGAUUUUGCGAACAAGGGAGGUUUACUUGAACUCAGUGCAACACUAUGAGGUAUAUUACGACAUAAACCCAUAGAACAAUGCUAAGGGCAGGCAAUAUAAUAGAAAUGUUUCAGAAAUUUAAAGGUAGAAGCAAACUGUUUGCAUCAUAUUUGGGGUCAAGAGCACUUAGCCAUAGGGCCAAGAUUAAAGAAUGGGCUGAAUGCUCUCCUUCAGUAACACAAUGUUUAAAUGAUUCAAUGUUAGCUAAAUUUAAAAUGUAAGAUUAGAUUAAGUCAGAUGUGGGAACAAAAGUGGUUGCAAGAUAUGGAAAAGCCAUUGGAAAUAUUCGUUUUGACCUGUACAAGUUUUUCACUGUACCUCGGUACAAGUGACAAUAAUAAACCAAUAAAACCUU
This is a messenger RNA of Pristis pectinata (smalltooth sawfish), 2938 nucleotides long. Its product is annotated as gap junction beta-4 protein-like. Gene Ontology annotation, cellular component: connexin complex. The record is from RefSeq and is a predicted model, not a curated record. Gene Ontology annotation, biological process: cell communication. Bases 159 to 959 code for a protein of 266 amino acids. Lineage: Eukaryota; Metazoa; Chordata; Chondrichthyes; Rhinopristiformes; Pristidae. The transcript is spliced from 2 exons.